AUGUCUCAAAUCAAACUUCGUGAAUCCCAAAAGUCCCAAUACACCCGAGAAUUCGAUGAUCUCUUUCAACGACUACUCAACGAAUACCUCCACGGAGAAUUCCGCCAGGCAACAGAUCAUUCAGAUUUUGAAGCCUUUCACAGAAUGUACAAAGAAUUGAACAAGAAAAGAGACGAACUGGAAGACAAUUUUUUCCCGGAACAGAUCUCCGGAAGAAGAGAGAUAACGGAAGAGGAGGAGGAGCAGAGUGCUAGAGAAUGCUAUGAUAAGAUACAUGAUUUGAGAAGGAGCAAAGGGUUCAAUUGGAUGAGGACGCUUUUGGAAUUUUUCGGAAAAGGAGAGAAGUUCGAGAAAUUGGAACUGUUUAAAUAUUGA
Caenorhabditis briggsae is the source of this 375-nucleotide messenger RNA. The record is from RefSeq and is a predicted model, not a curated record. NCBI's taxonomy places the organism in Eukaryota, Metazoa, Nematoda, Chromadorea, Rhabditida, Rhabditidae. The coding region runs from base 1 to 375 and encodes 124 amino acids. The transcript has a single exon.